Messenger RNA from Cannabis sativa, 741 nucleotides. RefSeq lists its product as uncharacterized. Bases 1 to 741 code for a protein of 246 amino acids. Lineage: Eukaryota; Viridiplantae; Streptophyta; Magnoliopsida; Rosales; Cannabaceae. The transcript is spliced from 2 exons. Gene Ontology annotation, molecular function: RNA-DNA hybrid ribonuclease activity; nucleic acid binding. The record is from RefSeq and is a predicted model, not a curated record.
AUGUUCUCUGAGGAAGAAAGCAGGCGCAUCUUAUCCAUCCAAUUCAGUGAUUGUGCUAAUACGGAUUCUUGGUUUUGGUCUGAGGAAAAAUCUGGGUUGUAUUCGGUUAGUAGUGCUUAUAAAAUGCUGCAGCAACAAAGUGGAGCUUGGCCGGUUACUGGUGCAGAAACAUGCUGGCAGAAUUUGUGGCAGCUGCAAGUUCCAGCAAAGGUGCAGCAUUUGGUGUGGCGUGCUAUGUCGGGAUGUCUUCCAACAAAGGAUGUAGUUGAAGAGGCUGCAAUGGUAGCGUGGCGGAUAUGGUUGGCCCGAAAUGAUAUUCUUUGGAACAAUAAAAGUACUAAAGCUUUAGAUGUGGUUAAAUUGGCUAGAACUAAUCUUGUUAGUUGGAGAAAUGCUCAAAAACAAAAAUCAGAGCCUUUACUUAAUGUGAAUUAUAGUAAGGAUCUGGAGCAUUGGAGGAAACCGAUUGUGCACAAAUACAAGAUCAAUGUUGAUGGCGCCAUUUUUGAAGCUGAAAAUUGUUUUGGUGUGGGAAUAGUCAUUAGGGAUCAGGCCGGUCAUCUAGUUGAAGCUGUGUCAACUAGUAAAGUUGGUGUGGUGACUCCGAAAAUUGAUGAAGUUAUUGGGGUCAAAGAGGCGCUAAGUUGGAUUAAGAAUCAUAAUCUUUCUGAUGUUGAAAUUGAAACUGAUUCAUUAGUAGUGGUGCAAGCUAUUAAUGGAGAGGUUCAAAUGCCAUCCUAA